AUGGCGAGAUGGAAUUCUACGCAUCAAGCGUUAUCUCGUUUGCAUGCCCUAUUGAUAUACUUAGACGCUUCACUGAACCUCUUCACCAUCUUCACUGCGGGUCCCGGAAUCUCCUUCACUCGUUUCGUUUCCUCGUCAUUGCCAUCUAAGAUGAUCUCAAGUUUCGCGAGUGACGUUGGCGAGGUCCUUGAGCCGCAUCCAGCUGAGCUCUCAGCUGGUCUAUCUGAGAUGACGGUGGUUCAGUUGUUUGGAAUAUGCCACGUGUUUUAG
Molecule: messenger RNA, 270 nt
Organism: Necator americanus (New World hookworm)
Lineage: Eukaryota; Metazoa; Nematoda; Chromadorea; Rhabditida; Ancylostomatidae
Exons: 2
Coding region: 1-270 (89 amino acids)
Source: RefSeq, a predicted model, not a curated record